CACCACAGCGAGGCUGCUGUAACUGGGAGCAGCGACUGCAUCGAACACGAUGUCCACAAAUAACACGACCGCCGAUGCAGCGGCGGAGGAGGAGGCCCGCCGACGGGCGAAGAAGGACCGCAAACUCAUCAAGAAGUUCGAGAAGGAGAAGGAACGCAUGCGCCGUGAGCUGGCCAUGGUGGACGAGUACGCAGAUCCCAUCAAGGAGUUCCUGCCGCCAGAGGAAGAGGAGGACGACGACCUGCGCAUGAAGGCCAUCCAGGCUUUGCGAGAGUGGGUGCAGCAGCAGCCGCACUUCGUCAACUGCAGGACAGAUGACAAAUUCCUGCUCAGGUUCUUGCGCGCACGCAAGUACUGCAUGAGCUCCGCACAGGAGACCCUGGACAAGUACCUCACGGUCAGAACGCAGUACCCCAUAUUCUUCAAAUGCCCGGACAUCUACGAUGAGUCCCUGCGUGAUCUCUUGGCGAAGGGGUACUUCUUCCCACUCUUCGAAAAGGACAGUCAGGGGCGCACAGUCGUGUUUGGAUUAGCAGGUGCCCUGGAACCGCGCAUCCACAAAACAAUCGACAUCUACCGGGCGUUCUCAAUGAGCUUCGAGGCGCUGCUGGAGGAUGAGGACAACCAGAAGAAUGGCCUCACCUACAUCCUUGACGAGAGCGGAUUCAGGCUAAGUCACUUGGCGCACGUCAACCUUAGGGAUGUCCAACGAGUCAUGAUCAAUGGCGAGAAAGGCUGGCCGAUGCGCCACAAAAACAUCCACUGGGUGAACGUGCCGAGGUACAUCUCGGCCAUCUACGAGCUGGCCCUGAGCAUGUUCAGCCGGAAGCUGCAGAGCAGGAUGUUUGUCCACUUCGAGGUAUCCAGUCUCCAUGAGCACAUAGCCCCCGAGAUCUUGCCCCUGGAAUUCGGAGGGAGCAUUCCGAUCAAGGAGAUGGCAGCGGCCUGGAUCAAGAAUCUCGAGGAGAAACGGGACCUGCUGAUGUCUCUCGACCAUAUGGGCAUCGACGAGAGCAAGCGGCCCAAAAAGGAGAAACGUCAGGGCUACAGCCUCAUGAGGCUAUGGAACAGCAUCACGCGGUUAGAGGUCUACUGAUCGAUCACCCGCCCUGGACUGACUUCACACUGACGACCUCCAGCGCCACAAUAUUGUGCUAUAGAAAUGUGGACACGCGCGCCCACACUUUCUCGCUCAUGCGCACACCACCCUUUUUGUUCUUUGUUUGUUUGUUUCGUACUUGCGACACUCCUGCCUCACUGCGGGACAGCCACUCAGCCAAUGCAAGAAAAAGACGCUUUUUUGUUAAUAUCGGAUAAUAAACCCACACAACUUUCUUUUUUCA
Molecule: messenger RNA, 1343 nt
Organism: Rhipicephalus microplus (southern cattle tick)
Lineage: Eukaryota; Metazoa; Arthropoda; Arachnida; Ixodida; Ixodidae
Product: clavesin-2-like
Cellular component (GO): membrane
Molecular function (GO): phosphatidylinositol bisphosphate binding
Source: RefSeq, a predicted model, not a curated record